UAGGCGCCUGCGCGAGGGAGUGUGUCUGAGGGAGGCCGAGGCCAGGAACGCCGGUGUGCGCAUGCGCGACCGCCUCUGAAGGAAGCUGAGGAGAGAAAAAGGGGAGAGUUUUGUAUGCUUGCAAGAAGUAGAGAGGAGACAACAAAACAUGAUCAAAUUUUUUCUGAUGGUGAACAAACAAGGCCAAACAAGGCUCUCUCGUUAUUAUGAAUACAUGGACCUUCAUAAACGGACAAUAUUGGAAACAGAAGUAAUCAAGCAAUGCCUUUCCCGUUCAAAGGAACAAUGUUCCUUCAUUGAGUACAAAGAUUUUAAGCUGGUAUACAGGCAAUAUGCUGCUCUUUUCAUAGUGGUUGGAAUUAAUGAGACUGAGAAUGAAAUGGCUGUAUAUGAAUUGAUUCAUAAUUUUGUAGAGGUUUUGGACAAGUAUUUCAGCAGAGUGAGUGAAUUAGAUAUCAUGUUCAAAUUAGACAGAGUACACAUAAUUUUGGAUGAAAUGGUUCUAAACGGUUGCAUUGUAGAAACUAACAAAACAAGAAUUCUUGCACCUCUUCUUGUUCUUGACAAAAUGGCUGAAAGUUAGCAAGAUUAUGCUGGCGAGGCAUAUUACGUUCUUCAGAUACAAAGAAUUAACUCUUUGGGACUCCAGUAAUUUAUGUCCACAUUGUGGAUGAAAUAAAUUGAUGCUAUUUAGGUUAAAAGUGCCUACCUGGUGCUCUCGCCCUGUGGAAAUAUGUACUAUUUUAAUAUAACAAAAUGUAUAUCAUCUAUAUUUUGUGCUAUGUAUAAUUCAGUUAAGGUAAGAAUAAAUCUUUACAUACA
Anolis carolinensis (green anole) is the source of this 822-nucleotide messenger RNA. It is a transcript of the gene ap4s1, whose product is annotated as adaptor related protein complex 4 subunit sigma 1. Gene Ontology annotation, cellular component: intracellular membrane-bounded organelle. Lineage: Eukaryota; Metazoa; Chordata; Lepidosauria; Squamata; Anolidae. Gene Ontology annotation, biological process: protein transport; vesicle-mediated transport. The transcript has 6 exons. The record is from RefSeq and is a predicted model, not a curated record. Bases 149 to 583 code for a protein of 144 amino acids.